This is a messenger RNA of Puntigrus tetrazona (Sumatra barb), 2433 nucleotides long. It is a transcript of the gene lmo4lb, whose product is annotated as LIM domain transcription factor LMO4-B. The transcript is spliced from 5 exons. The coding region runs from base 337 to 807 and encodes 156 amino acids. The record is from RefSeq and is a predicted model, not a curated record. Lineage: Eukaryota; Metazoa; Chordata; Actinopteri; Cypriniformes; Cyprinidae.
GUGAAGUGUACGGCUCCGUCGCGUCACGCCUGUGAUCAUAAAAGACCCGCGGCGCUCGUCUCCGUCCGGCAGUGCGCUUCCUCCGGUGCUCGUCCGCUCUUAGACGCGUCCCACGGAAUAAACACUCGCUCUCGGGCUCUGCUGCGGAGCGCCGCGCGAUGCGACGGACCCACUAACUCUGCCCUGUCCAGCAAAGAGACGUGAACCGAAUCGCCGUUUCGGUACAAUGUGGGCGUGAAGAGGAGCGUCACGAGAGCGCGAGUCUCGAGGUGGAUAACUUCAACUUCGUACGGCGUGAGAACCCACCGGAGAACCGAAGCUCUUCAAGCCGCAGCUAUGGUGAACAGCCAGGUCUCAGGCGGCGUGUGUGCGUCCAGGUCGUGCGCAGGCUGCGGGGGUCGAAUCGCCGACCGCUUCCUGCUCUUCUCCAUGGAGCGCUACUGGCACACGCGCUGCCUCAAGUGCUCGUGCUGUCAGGCUCAGCUGGGAGAGAUCGGGACCACCUGCUACAGCAAGGGAGGCAUGAUCCUGUGCAGAACAGACUACAUCAGGCUGUUUGGGCACACGGGGGCUUGCAGUGCAUGUGGUCAGUCCAUUCCUGCCAGUGAAAUGGUCAUGCGGGCACAGGGAAACGUCUACCACCUAAAGUGCUUCUCUUGUGCAACGUGCAGAAACCAGUUGGUCCCCGGGGACCGAUUCCACUACGUAAACGGCACCAUAUUUUGUGAACACGACCGGCCAGGAUCCGCGCUCCUUAAUACUCACCUGCAGAGCAACCCAGUGCUACCGGACCAGAAAGUUUGCUGAAGGACUCGCGGUCUUCUUCGCCCCUUCCCAUUCUCCUCUCUGUGUUUACCCUCCAGUGUCCUUCUCAUCACAGCUCUUCACUCAGACAUCCUCCAGACACUCCUCCUUUUUGACGCACUUAUGUUUUUAAAUGAAAAAGUAUCUUUGAGCGGGGGAACGAGUUUGGGCUGAGAGCGAUGGAAGCAUUUCUUUAUAUCUGACUUCGUAUCAAGCUGUGGUGGAUUCUGCAGUAUCUCUCUUUGUGGGUUCCCUGAAAACAGAAGUGACUUCUAUUUUCUCACAGGAUAUCCUGCCUCUCUCACAUCUAACCUCAGAGAGGAGGCUUCGUCUGAAAGCAAUGUAUGCUUUUUCGAGUCGAGAAACUGCUUUCACAACACAUUUUUGACAUAUAUCCAGUUUAGAAAGGAUAUUUAAUCAUGAGCAAAUGCAUCGAGAAUUGUUUGGGACUUGAGUCCAUUACAUAACAGAGACUGAUGACUUUUUUUUUGUUUGAAGUGAUGGUAAACCGUGCACUCUAAAGAUGCGGCCACAGCGAAUUUAAGCAGUUUUGCUGUAUAAAAAUAUGCCCGUUGUCAAUACUGUAGCGGUGUAUUAACACAGCAAGCACUCACAAAUCAGUUUCAAACCCUUUCCAAUUGUGUUGAAUUUUCGAGAGCAAUUUGAGCAUAAGCAAGUUCGUGUAGAAACGCUAGCCGCGUUUCCAUUACCAUUCAAAUUGCGCAAAUUACAAUUGUGAAAUGUUUACUUGUUUACCUCCUUUCCAUACAGUUUACUUUGCUUAUGGCCACUCGGCUGAUGCUUGUGUUUAUUUCAGCAACGGCAGGCAGUUUUCUGAAGUAUCUUUCCAUGCUGCUUCUGUAAAGAUACACUCAUACGCCUCCUUUUGAAAUAAAUGCAUCAAAUCUCACCAAAAACUGUUGCCAUGACUUAUCACGAAAGGCGAAAGGGUUACGUUUCAGUCACAUAACACUGGUUAAUGGGAACGCCAUCAUUUCUCAAUACUUACUUAACAACAUUUAUAAAAUAUCGCUAAAAUGUUGCGGAAAUCUGUAAUGGAAGCGCUGCUAGUUUCGACCUCAUGCAAAGUUGUAACCUAUUGACCCUUCGCCAAGAACUGAUUUGACAGGCGAUCCAGCCGGUCAUAAUGCUGAAUCUUCCAACAUAUCAGUAGAUUAACUUCUGCAGUCUCAAAUUAAAAAAAAGGCUUGUACUGACAUCUAAAUAAAACACGUCCUGAUGGUCAUUCAUGUAUUAUAUGACGCUUUAAAAGGUAUCAAAAGAGGUCUUUUAAAGACAUAGCAGUAGUAACUAAGGGGGGCAGGCUUUUGCAAAGGGCCAAAUUCCAAACAACCACAAAUUUGCACCAAGAAAUAAAUGUGACACACUUUAACACCAGAAAAGUGCAUUUAGAAAGUAAACGGGGUUUGUUGCGAUUUUUUUACAUUUUUUUUUAUGCUGACUAAUGUCAAAAACACAUCUUUCGGACAUCGUUCAGGGCGUAGAAUUGUAAAUAUGUUUUUAUACCAGUACUCUCUGUAAGAAUUGUUGAAUUAUCUGCUCAACAUGUGAUGUCUAUUUAAGGUGCAAUUAUCUAAUAAAUGGGAAAUACAACAACCCAGCCGCCAA